Messenger RNA from Dendroctonus ponderosae (mountain pine beetle), 971 nucleotides. It is a transcript of the gene Tsen2, whose product is annotated as tRNA-splicing endonuclease subunit Sen2. Gene Ontology annotation, cellular component: tRNA-intron endonuclease complex. The record is from RefSeq and is a predicted model, not a curated record. NCBI's taxonomy places the organism in Eukaryota, Metazoa, Arthropoda, Insecta, Coleoptera, Curculionidae. The transcript has 3 exons. Gene Ontology annotation, biological process: tRNA splicing, via endonucleolytic cleavage and ligation; tRNA-type intron splice site recognition and cleavage. The coding region runs from base 1 to 906 and encodes 301 amino acids. Gene Ontology annotation, molecular function: tRNA-intron lyase activity; nucleic acid binding.
AUGAUGGAACUUCCACAACCGAAGCCAAAGAAAAAUUGUAGACUAGCCAGAGAUUUACCACUACCCAUCGUUUUCAAGAAAGAUGGAACGUUGAAAACUUUUGCAGCGUGUUUUAACGGAUUUUCUGUUACUGUGGCUAACCCAGAGGACAUGAAAACACUUAUUUCCAAAGGGUAUUUUGGUAAAGCCAAUUUGUCUCGAAGUCAUCCGCAAUUUUCAAGAGGCGAUAACAUACAAAUUGUGAGACAAAGACAGCUUACAGUUAGAAAAGCCUGCUCAGAACAAUUUGCCAUCAAAAUGAAGCCUGAGAAAGUCAUAGUAGUUCCUGAUAGCGACUCAGAAAACGAUUACUUUACGAAUUUACGGCCCAAAUACGCCAUAGACAAUUCUUGUUUGAAAGAGGAACUCUGGCUAGGAUUAGAGGAAGCAUUUUUCCUUACGAGUGUUGUCAAAUGCCUUAAUGUGAGCUUCGAGGGCGAAAUAGCAAGCAUCGAAAAACUAUGGGGGCUGUUUCAAAACGCGCAGCCUAAUUUCACCCGAAAUUAUGUGGUCUAUUUUUACUACAGGUGCAAGAAUUGGGUUGUAAAGCCUGGAAUUAAAUUUGGGGGAGAUUUUAUGUUGUACAAAGAGGGGCCUCCGUUUUACCAUUCCACUUACAUAGUGGUUAUAGACGUUGUUGAUACAGCCGGGAAAAGAAUAGAAUCAUUAACAAAUCGAUCCAUGGACAACAUAUCCAUAUUAGGCUUAAAUAGACUUUGUGAGACUGCAGGAAAGGAUUUACUAAUAUGUAGGUUGAAAUGGCCCCAGAACAGUGCUGUAACAUAUGAAGACUUGACGAAUAUUGAAAUACAAGAAAUCCUGGUAAAGAGAUGGAUUGCAUCACAAGAGAGGGGUGACACUGCCUGAAUAACACUAUGCCAAAUCCAACUAUCACUAUAUUCAAUUAAAUUACGUAUCUACUGAAUCACAUA